Fukomys damarensis (Damara mole-rat) is the source of this 913-nucleotide messenger RNA. Its product is annotated as transcription initiation factor TFIID subunit 13-like. Gene Ontology annotation, cellular component: transcription factor TFIID complex. Gene Ontology annotation, molecular function: protein heterodimerization activity. The record is from RefSeq and is a predicted model, not a curated record. Bases 333 to 689 code for a protein of 118 amino acids. NCBI's taxonomy places the organism in Eukaryota, Metazoa, Chordata, Mammalia, Rodentia, Bathyergidae. The transcript has a single exon. Gene Ontology annotation, biological process: transcription by RNA polymerase II.
CUGAACUGCAGAGUCAGACCCUGUCUCAAAAAGCAAAACAAAACACGGGGGGAUAGAAACAGAGCUGGUCCUGAGAAAGACCCAAUGACAGACAGACCUGCAAAAGGCUUAAAAAAGCUGUCCUACCAGUGCUCAAAGAACUAGACAGAUGUGGAGAAUGUCCUAAAAGCUCGUCAAAUGGAAAUCUCUCUCAGGUUGACAUUUGCACCGAGGCCACAGAAGCGAUGGUCGAGCCUUGGUUCACUUCAAAGAAGCACCACAGCAGAAGUAGUAGAAAAGUCAGCUAGCUGCAAGUUGGUCAGGCUCUGUCUGGGCCUUUGCUGGCUGGUGAGAUGGCAGAUGAGGAAGAGGAUCCUACAUUUGAGGAGGAAAAUGAAGAAAUUGGAGGUGCCGAAGGUGGACAGGGUAAAAGAGACUUUUCUGAAGAAUUGCGAUGUAUGAUGUAUGGGUUUGGAGAUGACCAGAAUCCUUACACCGAGUCGGGGGAUAUUCUUGAAGACGUUGUCAUAGAGUUCAUCCCUGAAAUGACUCACAAGGCAAUGUCCACUGGAAGACAAGGUCGAGUACACGUCGAAGAUAUCGUCUUGAAUCGAAAGGACCCGAGGGAAUUUGCUAAAGACUUGCUGACUAUGAAUAAAGAAUCGAGACGAGCUAGAGAAGCAUUUGAUGAAGCCAACUAUGAGUCUUGACACCUUGUGUGCUUUCUGAAAUGUCAUUAUUUUGUAUGGAAACCGUAUAUGUUUAUUUUCUGCAGUAUCGUCCUGAUGCUUAGGCACGUACAUGAGAGGAAGAAACACACGUUUUCAGCCUUUAUUUUCAUGUCUUUGUUUUUAGAGCAUUUGGUUCCAGCCCUUAAUUGCCUGCCUUUAUAUGACCAUACUUGAAUUACUUACUAGAUUUUAAUGACUACAUA